This is a messenger RNA of Arabidopsis thaliana (thale cress), 1511 nucleotides long. Its product is annotated as 4'-phosphopantetheinyl transferase superfamily. The coding region runs from base 408 to 1247 and encodes 279 amino acids. The record is from RefSeq and is marked reviewed. Gene Ontology annotation, molecular function: magnesium ion binding. NCBI's taxonomy places the organism in Eukaryota, Viridiplantae, Streptophyta, Magnoliopsida, Brassicales, Brassicaceae. The transcript has 8 exons.
ACAAAACAAAAAAAUGUUGCCCUAAUCUUGUAUAUCAUGAGAUUUUCCUUAACUAUGGAACUUUAAGGUUCACAAGUUAGAAGUAGAAGUGUAGAACUCUGUUAUUAAUCAAAACAAAACAAAAAAUGUUGUAAUUCUAAUAUCCGGUUAAAUGUAAUUCCCGGUAUCCAGCGAACGGAACUGGGAACCAAAGUAUUUACGGGUUAGUUUGGUUUAAGGAUAAGUAAAACCGUUUGGUUCAAAAUAAAAUUCGAUUUGGUUCGACACUGUUAGUACUUUUUUCUCAAACAGAAAGUAUUACCAUCUCCGUUCGAUUAGAGUAUCUUUCCUCCGUCACCGGCAAGGGACCUCGCCGUCGUUUAGCCGGAGUAUUAAUUUCCGUUUGGAAUAAGAAUUUGUUGGAGCUGAUGAGAAUCAGAGUCAUGUCUCAAUUGCAGCGAAGCUUAUCGAUCGAAUUGCCUUCACUGGUUCCUCUGCAACUUCCAUCUCGGAUGGAGACUCAUCUAUGGUUUAUUCGACCAGAUGAAGUGAAGAGUACAUCUCUUCUAAAACACUACUCUCAACUUCUGUCACCAACCGAGAAAGAGAAAGUUCUUCAGAUGCGAGGCGAUGAGCUUAAGAAGAAUGCUUUGCUUGCUCGAACCUUGGUUCGGACCACCAUUGCUAGAUAUCAGACAAACAAUGAAGUCGAUCCUAAGGCCUUGAUGUUCAAGAAGAAUAUGUAUGGGAAGCCUGAGGUAGAUUGGCAGAAUUAUACGAACUGUAAUAAUCCACCAUUGCAUUUCAACAUUUCUCACACAGAUUCAUUAAUUGCCUGUGGGGUGACUGUACACGUUCCGGUUGGUAUCGAUGUUGAAGACAAGGAAAGGAAGAUUAAACAUGAUAUCUUAGCAUUUGCAGAAAGAUUUUACUCUGCUGAUGAAGUCAAGUUUUUGUCAACUUUACCGGACCCUGAAGUUCAGAGAAAGGAAUUUAUUAAGUUAUGGACCCUAAAGGAGGCAUAUGUGAAAGCAUUAGGAAAAGGCUUUUCUGCUGCACCUUUUAAUACCUUCACAAUCCAGUCCAAGGUUGGAACAAAAGGAGAAUACAAUCUUUGCAAGAUGACUGAAAUGACUGCAAGUUCGCUGGAGGAGACAAACAAAUGCGAUGGAGAAUGGAAGUUUUCCCUUUUGGAGUUGGAUGAUUCUCAUUAUGCUGCAAUCUGUAUUGAAGAUGAUGAAGCUAGUGGAGGUGCAAUUUUCAGUUGACAUAUCUCUUGAUACUGAAAAAUCCAUUUUAUUCAGUAAUUUCUUCAUCACAUCUUUUUCCUUCUUGCAGGAGCUCCUAUGAGGGUGAUUGUCCGAAAAACCAUCCCGUUUGUAGAAGAUGAACUUAUAUCUGAAAGCAAACUUCUUUAGUUAGUGUAGCCUUAAACCUUCAGAUUUCUCUGUAAUCAUUCUGUUUUGAGUACAUCCUCUCUGUAGUAUACAUUCUGUGCAAGCGAAAAAUAAAAGUAGCCUAUUAUUGGACCA